Molecule: messenger RNA, 642 nt
Organism: Aspergillus welwitschiae
Lineage: Eukaryota; Fungi; Ascomycota; Eurotiomycetes; Eurotiales; Aspergillaceae
Exons: 1
Coding region: 1-642 (213 amino acids)
Source: RefSeq, a predicted model, not a curated record
AUGUAUCAUCGAUCCAAAAAGGAACAGCGACUACAAAAGCUGAAAGCUUCCAUCGGCCCGUUGCCGACCCAACGAUCCAACCGAUCAAUCCUCCCGUCAACACCGGGAUCCACCACAUUCCCUAUAGACGCGGAGGCGAGGGUCGAAGAAAACGAGGCAUGCUCCUUCGACCGGGCGUUGCGGCCCGCUGGCAUUGACCCCUUUGCUUCGCUCUGUAUGCCUGCCAAGUCCAGUGUGGAUUUCUACUUUGACCACUGUAAGAUCGAGUCUACCUCGUCCGGUCGCAUCAACGCCAGUUACCUCUCUGAUCAUGCUUCCAGACCGGACCGAAUGUUCUUGAAUCGACCCGUACUGGCCUUCCACUGUCGCUUGGAAGCCGCGCUUCUCCCUAUUCGACGCUUGGCGGUCGAUCUAUCUUUCUGGAUGCUCUUCACCGGUGGAAUUGCAGCAAUGCGUCAUCCCAGUCGCGCGUGGUUCGUGGACCGUCUGGCCGAGGUGGCCGGUCAAUUGUCUCUCGCAACCUGGGAUGAGGCGCAGGCCUUGUUGGAACAGUUUCUCUUCUUCUCUCGGCCUACUGAUACCCGAGCUGAAAUUCUCUGGAAGGAAAUAAAAAGGCAACAGGGUGUGAUGCAGAAAUCAUAG